Messenger RNA from Amoebophrya sp. A25, 1019 nucleotides. The record is from the annotation of a GenBank genome assembly. NCBI's taxonomy places the organism in Eukaryota, Dinophyceae, Syndiniales, Amoebophryaceae.
AUUUCCGCUGCAAGCAUUCAUUUCAUUUUCUUUGUUGGAAGUAGGCAUCCCUGGUUUUCAUUCCCUAGCUCUCAUUUGAAUAAAGGCAUCAACAGCUGACACCGGUAUUUUUCCAGUAAAAUGGACAUAUCCUCAUCAUGGUUCUUUACUAUGUGACGUCUCUCUUGUCUUAGCUUCCUGCAGCAGCACACUAGCAUCAAAAUGCGACCUCAACGACGAUACUUCGUUGUCCAGCUAAGCAAUUUGGCUGGAGUUUCACCCCUUAGCGGGUCACGCGGGCUUUUCUUAGCGAAGGAGGACGUUUUAUGGAGUAUCCGAGAGCAGCUCGCAAGAUGUUUCGGCGAAUUUGAGGUUGCGCGGUCACAACUGAGAGCACUGCAUGACUCCGCAAGCUCUGGGAAUGCUCUGAAGACUUCCUCCUCUAGUGGAAGCAGUGCUGGACAAAUCACGGUGGUCCAGAAAAACGAGCAGUUGUUUUUCUUCGUCUGUGCAAGAAGUAGUUUUGAAAAGGUGCAUUUCGCGAUAACAAUGCUACGAGGCGUAGUAACAGGCAGCGCAACGUCCAAAGCUGCAUUAGCUGCUGAAAAGAUCGGCGAUUCAUCCUUGUCUCUUUUCAGCCACGACGACAAAACAUCAAGCGACAUCAACGCAUCAGCAUCGUUUGUUCCUGCCCUUCCACGUCUGCGGUUCAAUGCAGGAGCCUUGCAGAAGGCAUUAGCGCAAUACAAAGAGCUGUUUAACAGCGACAUCCUACUACUGGCUCCAGCAACAGAGAAUCAACGUGGUCAAAUACUAGAGCAAUGGAACGCCAGUAUGAAAAGAGAAAUUGACCAAUUGAUUGGGGGAACUAAUCUCUAAAAUCCGUGACAUCGCCCUCUUCCCUGCGACAUCAUAUUUAUAGAUACAUAUUUCCCCUUCCCAAAGAAAGAUUCACAGAAUAAAGAUCCAUACAAGUUGUAUCAUAAUCAAUUUUAACCGGAAGAAAAACAAGAAAAACAACGGCUUUUCUGUUGUGUUGA